AUGGCCUUUGUACCCACAGCCUCAGGGAUGGGCUACCUGAAGCUGCUGAUAGUGAAGGACUUCAAGUCCUGGCGUGGGGAGCAGCUGAUCGGCCCCUUCAUGAGGUUCAACUGCAUAAUUGGGCCCAAUGGAUCAGGAAAAUCUAACAUAAUGGAUGCUGUUAGUUUUGUGCUGUGUGAAAAGAUAUCUAAUUUGCGAGUUAAAAGUGUUCGAGAACUAAUUCACGGAGCACAUGUUGGCAAACCAGUUUCUUCUACAGCAAGUGUAAAGAUAGUAUACUGUGAAGAAGAUGGGGAAGAAAAAACAUUUUCAAGAGUUAUCCGUGAUGGUUGUUCAGAAUAUAUUUUCAAUGAUAAGUCUAUUACCCGGUCCGCUUACAUAUCUGAGCUUGAAAAAAUAGGCAUACUUGUCAAAGCUAGGAAUUGUCUUAUUUUUCAGGGAACAGUAGAGUCAAUUGCAAUGAAGAAGCCAAAAGAAAGAACUCAACUUUUUGAACAAAUCAGUAACUCAUGGCAAUAUGCUGAGGAAUAUGAAAAAAAAAAGAAAAAAAUGCAGCAAGCAGAAGAGGAUGCACACUUCAAUUAUAACAAGAAAAAAAAUAUUGCAGCAGAACGCAAGCAAGCAAAGGUAGAGAAAGAAGAGGCAGAGCAUUACCAGAUGCUUGUCAGAGAACUGAAUGCAAACAGGAUACAGCUUCAGCUUUUCCAGCUCUAUCACAAUGAAAGAAGCAUUGAAUCUCUGAAAGAGAGUUUGGAUGAAAAGAAUAUGGAAGCUAGGGUCAAGAAAGACUCCCUUUCUACAGCAGAAGAUGCCUUUAGAGCAAAGAAAAAGGUGCUUGGUGUACUAAACAGAGACCAACAACACAUAGAAAGGGAAAUGAAGACUCUUCAGGCAUCCCUAAUUCAGCAGAAAGCCCUCUAUAUAAAAGCGAAGGAAAAUACUUCCUACCAAAUCAAGAAAGUAGAAAUGUCUAAAAGAUCUCUAAGGGACAAGGAGAAAUACUGUGAUAAGGAAAAACAGAACAUAAAAGAACUGGAGAUAGAAUUGCAUGAUACUGAAAAGGCAUGGAGAGAAUUUGAGAAGGAGACUGAAGAGGAGAUAUUGCUGAGAGUAGAACGUGUUGAGCUGAGAGAACGUCAGCUGGAGCGCUAUAAAGAACUAAAGGAAAUUGCAAGAAGGGAAGUAGCUAUGCUAACACAGCAGCUAGGUAAACUUCGUUGGGAGCAAAAAGCAGAUGAAGAAAGGAUGAAACUUUAUCAGAGGAAGAAAAAGGAAAUUAAGGAAACCAUUGUACAGACUGUGGAACAGAUAGAAGAGUAUAAGAAAAAAGUAGAGAAGCUGGAAGAAUAUACUAAGAAAUGCACUGAGUCACUGGCAGAAGAAAAAAAGAAGGAGGAAAUGCUAGCUAAGGAAAUGGAGAAUUCAACAACACGAAUAGCUGAAGUGAACGAAGAAUUGAACAAAAUAGUUGGUGAACUACAGAAUGCCAGAAUUGAUUACCAUGAGGGAAAGCGUCAGCAAAUGAGAGCGGAGAUUGUUGAAAGCCUUAAAAGACUGUAUCCAGACUCUGUGUUUGGAAGAUUGCUUGAUCUGUGCCAUCCUAUUCAUAAGAAAUAUCAGCUUGCUGUUACCAAAGUAUUCAGCAAAUAUGUGACUGCUAUUGUUGUUGCCACUGAAAAAACAGCAAGAGAUUGCAUUCAGUUCCUAAAACAAGAACGAGCUGAACCUGAAACUUUCCUUGCUUUGGAUUACCUUGAGGUCAAGCCCAUCAAUGAGAGGUUAAGAGAGAUAAAAGGAGCUAAAAUGAUUGUGGAUGUUGUGCAGACUCCAUUUGCUCCAUUGAAAAAAGUGAUUCAGUUUGUGAGUGGGAACGGCUUGGUCUGUGAAACAGUUAAAGAAGCAAGACAAAUAGCAUUUGAUGGACCAGUGAGAUUGAAGACAGUGGCACUUGAUGGGACAUUAUUUCUGAAAUCUGGAGUGAUUUCUGGAGGAUCUAGUGAUUUAAGAGUUAAAGCUAGAUGCUGGGAUGAUAAAGAAAUAAAGAAAAUGAAAGAAAGAAGAGAUACAUUGAUUACCGAGUUGAAGGAUUUAAUGAAGAUAAAACGCAAGGAAGCUGAUUUGAAACAGUUGCAAGCUCAGUGCCGUGGAACUCAGACACGACUUAAAUACUCACAGAGUGAACUAGAUCUUAUUAAAAAGAAACAUCUUCCUAAUCUCUAUAUGGAAAAGUCAAAGCUGGAAAGUGAACUGGUAAAUACUGAGUCUCAGCAUGAUAUGAUAAAGGAAGGAGUAGUACAAAGAAAACUAAAACUAGAAGAAUUACAGAAGCAGAUUAAUGAGGCAGAAGAUGCUGUUUUCCAAGAAUUCUGUGAAGAAAUUGGCAUUGAAAAUAUACGUGUGUAUGAACAAGAACAUGUGAAAAAACAAGAAGAGAUUGAUAAGAGAAGGUUGGAGUUUGAAAAUCAGAAGACACGACUAAGUGUGCAGCUGGAAUAUAAUCGUGAGCAUCUACAGAAACUAAUAGAAACCGUCAGCAAGUUAAGGGAUACUAUUAAUAAAGAUGAAUCUGAGAUUACUGGAUUACAGAAGGAUGAGGAAAAGCAUCUAAAAAAGGUGAAAGAAAUUGAGGAGGAGGAGCAGCAUCUUAAAGAUAGAUUAAGUGUUCAGAAAUCUGAGAUUAUAAAAACCCAAAGUGAAGCAGAGGAGUUGAGAAAAACAUUUUUAACUCUUAAUAGGGAAGCUGCAAAAUUACAAAAGGAAGCUGCAGCUAUAGAAGCUUCUCUGGAAGAUAAAAGAUUAAGAAGACAUAAUAUGCUUCUAGAAUGCAAGGUGCAGGACUUGAAAAUACGUCUCCUGUCUGGAUCGUUGGAUGACAUCAGUGAAAUAGAGCUAGGAACUGAAACAGAGGACACUCAGACUACAGGUAUCUAUGAAAAGGAAGAGGCAAUUAAAAUAGACUACAGUAGCCUACCUAAGGAACUGAAGGACCUAGAGUCUGAUAAAGAGAUAGAGGCUCAUCUGAACCAGAUUCAGCAGGAAAUAAAAUCUAAGGAGAGCAUCUUAAUGAAGACAGCUGUUCCAAACCUGAGAGCAGUAGAGAAAUUACAAAUAGCUCGGACCAAAUUCCAAGAAUCAAUGGAAGCUUUUGAGACCAGCAGAAAGGAGGCCAGAAUAUCCAAGCAAGAAUUUGAAGAGGUGAAAAAAAGGAGAUAUGAACUUUUUAGCCAGUGCUUUGAGCAUGCAUCCAUAGUUAUUGAUCAGGUCUACAAGAAACUUUGCAGAAACAGUAGUGCACAGGCAUUCCUUAGUCCUGAGAAUCCUGAGGAGCCUUACCUGGAAGGCAUAGGCUUUAAUUGCGUGGCACCCGGAAAGCGCUUUAUGCCAAUGGACAGUUUGUCAGGAGGAGAAAAAACUGUAGCCGCUCUGGCUCUUAUAUUUGCUGUACACAGUUUUCGGCCUGCACCGUUUUUUAUUUUAGAUGAGAUAGAUGCUGCCCUGGAUAACACAAACAUUGAUAAAGUAUCAAUUUUCAUUAGGGAACAGGCACAUAAACAAUUUCAAACGGUAGUUAUUUCUCUGAAGGAAGAGUUUUAUUCCAAAGCAGACGCAUUGAUUGGAGUGUGUCCAGAGCAUGAUGACUAUGUGUUCAGUCGAGUACUGACUUUGGAUCUUACCCAGUUUCCAGAGGAUGAAGAAGAAACAGAGAAUAACAAACGCAGAUCUUCAGAAUAAAAGCAUGGAUGGAUUUAGGGUCAGGAGGCAGG
Messenger RNA from Lagopus leucura (white-tailed ptarmigan), 3764 nucleotides. It is a transcript of the gene SMC1B, whose product is annotated as structural maintenance of chromosomes 1B. The transcript is spliced from 25 exons. Lineage: Eukaryota; Metazoa; Chordata; Aves; Galliformes; Phasianidae. Gene Ontology annotation, molecular function: ATP binding; protein binding; DNA binding. Gene Ontology annotation, biological process: sister chromatid cohesion. Bases 1 to 3732 code for a protein of 1243 amino acids. Gene Ontology annotation, cellular component: nucleus; chromosome; cohesin complex. The record is from RefSeq and is a predicted model, not a curated record.